AUGGUGUACCGCUGGGAGCAGCAUCGGCUGACAUGCUAUCGUUUAUACGUCGAAGAAAAAAGGUCAAUUGAAGAUGUGGUGGAAUACAUUCGUCGCGCCUUCCAAGGAGCAUUUUCCCGCUGGGGAUUCCCCAGCAAGCUGAACCCCGCCUACAAGAAUGAGCAGCUUGUCGCGCGGGUGAAGGAGCUAUGGGAGCGGAACCUGUCCCAGAAGGAGAUGGUCUCCAUGCUUGCCGAUGAGGGUUACACGGUCGGCGACCGUGAGGUGUCGCGGAUUCGGUCCAAGAACGGAUGGCUGCUGAGGAGCAACGGCGGAUAUCCUGCGUCCGACGUUAGGCGGCAGCGGACCGGUAGUGCGGAAGACAGCGCUGGCGGCGCUGAAGUGGGAGAUUACGCCGGGGAUGGCAACGGCAAUGGAGUCGACGCCAGCGGUCAAUCGACGCGCAGGUGCAGGAGGGAGACCCUCAACGCACUGCGCGAGGGCCCGGAGAAAUUACCGGAAGCCGCGCUUACCGAGGCCGAGAGCCAGGGAGAGGUCAUUGCCUGUGACGGUGACAAAGAGGGAUCAGGAACCGAGGCCACUGCUCGUGACAUUGGCCCGAGGCCCAAGGAGAAGUUUACGUCCAAGCUUGAGGAAGGACUAGACUUUUUUGACGGGCUUAAGAAGCGAUGGAUUGCCGAGUCGCCUGAGCUGAGCAGAAUCGUUGCGGUUGGAGCUACCGAUCCCGAGUAUCAGCGCAAGUUAAAGGCCAUUAACGUGCUUUGUAAAGACGCAACUAGUCGGUACCGAGAUGAUGUGUUCCGCUUAGGAAAGACUCCGGCGAUUUUACUACUGCCCCCGGAAACUCCGCCCCCAAAGUCCAAGGGGAAACAGCCGACCCCCGCAAGCAAGGAGGCAACCCAGGAAAUGACACCAGCACAAACAUCCAGUACGCCUGGGCACGACUCCGCCAUGGCGGAAGAGCCUGCAGAAACAGUCCAACCGCGACGGCGCGGCCGACCCCCGGGCGUCAAGAACAAGAAGAAGCCUUUCCCCCAUGUCCAAUCUCGCCUGGCCCUGGCCGACGCGGGAGGCCAGACGGACCAGCAAAUGGUGGAUGCGCAGCUGGGGGCCAACAUAUCGGUUGAGCCGCAGAGCCAGACCCCUUUCGUAGAGGAUUCGUACGUGCAAGUAUAUGACGUCGCUCAGCAGGCACAAAUCUACCAACCGCAACAGCCGCCGCCGCCGCCACAACAACAGCAGCAACAACAACAGCAGCAACAACAGCAGCAACAACAGCAGCAACAACAGCAGCAACAACAACAGGAGCAGCAGCAGCAGCAGCAGCAUCAACUACAGGGGCCGCAACAACUGGUACCGGAGCCAACAUCAUCUAGCGGCGUCGCUGCCUUCUUCCGGCUGACCGGUGCCGCCAUGAUGAUGUUCCCCGGCGUACAGGGACAGUGGAUAGCACCACUAACCGAGCGAACCAUGGACGAGCUGCGGGCGGCCGCGGUGCAAAAGACACCCGGCGGCAUCUGCUACAAAAUCGAGGGCAUCGUCAAGGACGGCAAGGGUGGCGAGUUACCGCUGCUGGUGAGCGACGGGGGCGAGCUGGAGACGUAUCUCCAGCACGUCCAGGGCACUGGUGGACCGCCAACGUUCCAUAUUCAUGUCGUGCCUGGGGAUGAUAACCCAUGGAAGUAA
Messenger RNA from Chaetomium globosum CBS 148.51, 1686 nucleotides. RefSeq lists its product as uncharacterized. The transcript has 5 exons. The coding region runs from base 1 to 1686 and encodes 561 amino acids. Lineage: Eukaryota; Fungi; Ascomycota; Sordariomycetes; Sordariales; Chaetomiaceae. The record is from RefSeq and is a predicted model, not a curated record.